Talaromyces marneffei is the source of this 567-nucleotide messenger RNA. RefSeq lists its product as uncharacterized. Bases 1 to 567 code for a protein of 188 amino acids. The transcript has a single exon. NCBI's taxonomy places the organism in Eukaryota, Fungi, Ascomycota, Eurotiomycetes, Eurotiales, Trichocomaceae. The record is from RefSeq and is a predicted model, not a curated record.
AUGAGGUUGAGACUCGUUACACUCCUCCUGUCAGUCGUCCUGGCCUUCGCACGCCCUGACGACACCCUCUCCACCUGGCCAACGAUCGCUGCCACCAACAGCAACAACAGUGAGUGCAGCAACCCUCGCCCCAACGACUGCUCAUUCUACGCCCAAUGUCUCCAAACCCGCUACAACUGUACCCCAAGUGAAUAUCCACUUGGUUACGGGCAAAAAUUCUGUGAAAAAUUCCAGGCCGAUGCUUCUCUACUAUCGGCUGAAGGUCAGACGUGGAUGGAGGCGGUCAUGCUAUGUUUGCAACGGGACCUGGUACCAUACGCUCUCGGCGGGCCGCAGGCAUUUGCCAAUUGUUCGGCGCUGAGUGAUUUUGCGUUUAGUACGCAUCCGACGUGUUAUGUACAGAGUGGGUUGUGCACACUGCCCGUACACGAUUGGGAGGCUAUUGUUUUUCAAAUCGUUGGUGUGGAAAGCUUGUUUGAUAGCUGGAAUGCUAUCAAAGCCACUGUGGAAGCCGCGAGCGGCUGUGCUGAGUUUUAUUUGUGGGCAAUUGAGCAUGCUAUUUUCUGA